Molecule: messenger RNA, 2131 nt
Organism: Aphis gossypii (cotton aphid)
Lineage: Eukaryota; Metazoa; Arthropoda; Insecta; Hemiptera; Aphididae
Product: enhancer of split mgamma protein-like
Exons: 4
Coding region: 946-1605 (219 amino acids)
Biological process (GO): regulation of transcription by RNA polymerase II; regulation of neurogenesis; anterior/posterior pattern specification
Cellular component (GO): nucleus
Molecular function (GO): DNA-binding transcription factor activity, RNA polymerase II-specific; protein dimerization activity; RNA polymerase II cis-regulatory region sequence-specific DNA binding
Source: RefSeq, a predicted model, not a curated record
CGCAUAUAUGAAUAAUAAUUAUCACAAUAAUAUAUGAUUCCGCGAUGAUGUCGUUUGUUUUAUGAAAUAAUAUAAUAUAGCGUUUAUCGUUGAGUUUACUGGCAGCGAACAACACUUUGGCAUUUUUUUAUACGAUUUUCAGAUUAUGUCGGGUAGUUUAUAGACUAUAAAGUAUGAACGUCCGGGCUAUGCUAUAAAUUUCAUAUCGUAUACAUUAUUUGUAUUUAAGUAUAACUAUGAGUAUUAUAAACGAUUUGAUUUAGAAUACAGAUCUUAUCGUUAAUAUGAAUGGUUUUAAAUCGAUUUUCCCUCCACUAUAACCUCCCUGACAGCAAACAUUCAUCCCAUAAAAUAUAUCCAUCAUAUAAUAUAAGGCUGUAUAAUAUAGUAUUGUUAUAAGAAUAUUAUAAAAGAAAUACAUACCACCCGUAUGCACGAUGUCACGCACAAUAAUAAAACAACCAUAUCAGUAUAUCACGGUAAAUAGAAAAAUAAGAUAUUAUCUAUACACGAAUAAAUUUUAAAACUAUUGAUCAAAUAUCGUGUUUGUAUUGUAUCGUAAUUUUUGAACUAAGCGAUUUUCCAGAUCGUAUCUUAGCAUUUUUCCAUAGUAUCCUCCGUAUGUUAGAUUCCGAUAUGUUCAUAUCACACUCGACAAAAAUUGCGCAACCACACAAAUUUUAAAUAUAUACUUACUUCAUUAAAUGUAUAGAAAUUAAAAUUUAUUUUACCGUUCGCGUUUUUAAUACAUAUUAUUAUAUUAUACGAUUUAACAAAGGCUAUGCUUGUAUAAACUACGAUUUUAUAAUGUUUUUUUUAGCUUUACGUAUUAGUGGUUUGACGUGUGGACCGGGAGAGAAGUGAAAAUAUAAGAUAACAAAACCGUUAUUGGAACGAAAGCGACGUGCUCGCAUCAAUCGGUGUUUAGACGAAUUGAAGGAUCUAAUGUUUUCUGCCUUAGAGGCUGAAGGUGAAAAUGUUGAUAAACUCGAAAAGGCAGACAUUUUGGAAUUUACCGUUAAACAUCUGCAAAAGAUUACUAGGAGAGAUCCUGUAGAAGAAGCUUAUAAAUUUCAAGAAGGAUUCAGCCACUGCGCCAGCGAAGCGUGCAGUUUCCUGUUGUCGCUGCCCGGCCUGGACUCGGUGGUCGGCCGACGGUUGGUCGAGUACCUGGCCAAAUCGGUGUCGCGCGCGCUCGAAUCCCAACUGCCGGCCGCCGCAGCAGCCGCCACCGCAGCCGCGGCCGCGGCGAUGGCCGCCACCGACAAGCGACAGAUCGCCCCCGCGGCAGCGUCCGACGACCGGACGCCGCCGACCAGGGCGCCCGACAACACGCCGCCGACGCCCCCGCCGUCGGCCUCGACCGUGUUCGCGCCUCCGUGCCAGACCGGAAACGCCGCGGAAGCCGUCCACUUUGCCGCCAUCGCCGCCGCCUCCCCGACGACGCUCAAGCCCGUCGCUCUGAACGCGUCGAACCGGGGCCCGCCGCACACGGUCGUCAGGCCGAAACCCACCAGGCCCGCGUUCGGCCGGUCGCCGCCUACUCUGCAGCAAGACGCCGCCGCCGCCGCUGCCCUUCGCGAUCCCAUGUGGCGGCCGUGGUGAGGGGGACGACUUUGAGCAGGAAGAACGCAAAGCCAGCUGUUAACCUAUAUAUAUUUUAAUGUUACGAUAUUUUAAACUGUUUUCUGUAAGUCGCGUACACGGGAGGGAGGCGAAUAGCAUCGUGUUCGUGUGUAGUCGAACAUUUAUUUGUAUGUUUUUUUUUUUUUUUUUUUUAAGUUUGGGUGGGAAACGGGUUCCUACCUACGCGUCAGAGUCGCAACGAAGCGAGUUCAGUGAUUUUUGGUUUAUUUUUGACUAAGUAUAAUUGUUUCGUGUUUUUCAACAAUCGCAAAUUUAUUAUUUUAAUACGUUGCAUAGCGAGUUUGCCUCAGCAACUAUUUUCGGGUAUACUCGAUUACACAAACUUUUUUGAUUUUAGAAUUUUUUUUCUGGGGGGGGGGGGGGAGCAGAUAGAAUUUGUUAUAAGUACGAAGUGUAUGUCAUCGUUUGAUUUGGCGCGAUAUCACUCGCGGUAAUUUAUUAUGUUUUCAGCUUUUGUAAAUAUAAACAUUAUUUAUUAUUAUUA